Messenger RNA from Acanthaster planci (crown-of-thorns starfish), 3222 nucleotides. RefSeq lists its product as uncharacterized. The record is from RefSeq and is a predicted model, not a curated record. Lineage: Eukaryota; Metazoa; Echinodermata; Asteroidea; Valvatida; Acanthasteridae.
GUUUGAUAAGCAGCUAUUUUAGGAAAAUUCUGAUUAAAAACAACUUUUGUUUGACUGUUGUCUACCUCAUUAUGUUUUGGACGGUGGAAUAAGGUUCAUGGCUGAUCCAGUCCUAUGACGCCAUGAAGAACACGUAUAUCUUUCAGUGAGAUUCUUAAUUCCUGAGAGCGAGUAAAUAUGGGGUCACAUGUUGCUCUACCUUCUGAAAGCUAGUACACUGAGCCAGGAUAGAGCGGCCACAGAUCUCAAUCUGUGACUCAACACCCACAUUAUGUCAGAGGGAUACAUCUACAUGUACUUUUUUACAAGGGCGUUGAGUAACGGGCCUACAUUAAGUGCAAUACCUGUUUAUGGAGUUCAUUGAAGCAGAGAUAUUUUUUUGUGUUGGUAAAGAUAAUGCGUUCAGGCAGAAUUCAGUUCAACCGUGCCAGGUUUUCCCCGUCUUUUUGUGACCUUACUGUGGGAGAAUAAAGGGUGCAUUAUGUCAAAAUAAAAAAAUGUAGUCCGUGAUAUGUGCAUGUAGCGACCCCUGCAGGAAGUCUAUGACUCACACUGCGUGUUAGUAAAGCGCAGGCCGACGACAAACUGUUGGGAGUCGUACACAAUAUCGAACGCUAAAGGGCGUCGCCUGAAAAUAUAAUCUAGAUAAAUGUUUUGGAAACAGCAGCCCUUCAAGGAAUGAAUAAGUAUCCUUUGCAAUGGUGAGGUUUCUUGAUCUUAAUGUGCUGAAGGCAAGGCUAGUAUGUACGAAUCUAGCGUGAACUUCGUCCAUCUUGCUGUGUUUUUUCUGGUCACAUUUUGCGGUCAGAGUCUUGGUAUGACGAAUUUUAGUGGCACCAUCUUAUUAGGAUGUACAGCCGAUAAUCGCUGUGGAGCAGUCUACUGCGGCAAUGAAACCCAUGACAUCAUCUGCCCACGACCAAUUCCUAAUCCACCGCUCUUUAAUAUCACAAUCAAUUUUUGGGAUACAACGACAACAAUUCAGCCAACGACAUCAACCGAGCAAACCACGACACCUGAAGCAACAACAACAGUUGUACCCACAACCAAAUCUUUCACAACAUCAACUCAAUCUACUGAGGCCUUUUCUCAAACUGCUACAACGACGACCCACGUCACCAUAACGCAAUCCCAACAAACUGCAGUGACAGGCCAGCCCACUACAGUAACAACCCGGUUAGCCACAUCAGUCGCAACAGUUCCUUCAACCCCAAGUGUUCGGCCAGUAACGCAGACAACGCCUACCACCACACGGACGACUGUUACAACAACACAGCCCACACCCGUCGCUCCAGCCUCGCCUGGUCAAACGCCUUCUGUCACAUCGACCGCUGCAAGGCCAGCUCCAACAACAAGGCCUGAAAAUGACAUCGAAGUAAUAAUUGUGGGAAAUCCGGACAAUCCACCUGAGGAAAGAGACAACAUAACAAUCAUUGUGGCAGUAAUCGUGUCAGCGGUGGCAGUGAUUCUGGUUGCUCUUGUCACCACUUUCAUUUUAGCUAGAAUGUUCCGAUGGAGACUUUUUGGUUUCGCUACACCUAGUCCCCAACAUUCGGUGACUCCGCAGUUUAGCAGCUCUCCUACAAGAAAAGAUUACCGUCCUGAUCAUAACACCAGAAUCUGGAGACCCAAGUUUCUGUGAAGAACUACCAAACAUGAUGUGGGAACAAGAAACAUGAGUUGGCAUCUUUAACUUGAGAUGAGUGGUUGAGGGCAUGAUGUCGGCACGCUGAAAAAAAUGUCACCUGAAAAAAAUUCAUUCAUGGCAAACGGGUGCACAAAAUAUUCAGUAUGUACCCAACUAGCCCCACAUCUGUGAUGGCGACAGAUAAGAGACAGAUUGUAAAAGAGAGCCACUGCAGCCCUAUUUGUGGGGCUAAUACCCAAUAUAAGUAAACUCUUCAAAUAAUGACUGUUAUGAGAUCGCAACCGCAAGGAAAGCGUGUACAUGUAUUUAACUCCUGUAGUAACAGGUGACAAUCAACAAUGGUAGUAGCGGUCGAAUUAUUCAACAACUGUGUAUGAUUCCGGAUUGGUAAAGUAUAUCAGGGCGGAUCCAGGACUUUCUCUAUUUUUGUGGACAAGCAGAAGCGAUGAUGAACUUAUACAUGACGUGCGUUGUUUACAAUGGUAUCGGUGAAUUUACUUCAGUUAUUUCCUAUUGUUUACCUUUUUGUCUCAGAGCAGAUCCAAUCCCUGGAUCCGCUGCUGUAUGUAAGAUCUGAAAAGCUCAAUGCUUUUGGGAGAAAAAAAAAAAGACUUUACAAUCACGUGAUAGGCUAUACUGCCUGGGUUUCCUAAAGUCGUGAAUGACAAACUCAGGACUCCACUCAAAGAAAGACUGCCCUCUCUCGAAGGUUACAAAAAGAAGACAUGUCAUAUCACAACUGUAAUUUAAAAGGUAACAGACAUAAAAAAAACAAACAAACAUUUAGUUCACGUGAAGUAUUUUAAAAUAACAAUAAAUACUUCACCGUUUCAAAAACAUCGUAAAUUUGAUAUUUACCCCAUUAAUUGUGACCCCAAAUGAAUAAAAAGAUCCUGCGUUUCCCGGCCCACAAAAAAACCCUCAGCCCCCAGGCUGAUUGGAUGACGUCAUCGCCCGAACGCUGACAUUUACAGCGUACAUGUAGCCUACACGUACUGUACACGUACAUGUAUAUUGCGCACAGUACAUGCAGUAUCGCACGCUUCAAUAGACCACGUUGUGUUUGAUGUAGCUUGUUCAAAAGGCAAACAUGGUUAAUUGUUGUUAUUUUAAAACACUUCACGUGAACUAAAUGUUUUCUAUUUCUGUCACCCUUUAACAACUGUAAUUUAACAGAAAAGACGGUAUUUUUUCUGCAUUGAACAAAAUGUGACCCGCAUUAGCCAACCAUAAAUAUAUGGUCAAUAUGUAAAGGUGGUGUAAUCGUAGUUGUCGCUAGGACUUUCUUCUGUGAGGGGGUGCAGCACUGGUCAGUAGCAAACUUACAUGCCAUAAAGGAUGGAAGGAGGGUAAUCCAAAAGUAUUUUUAGGCAAAUUGGUGAUUUUCAUACCCCUUCCUCCUUUUUGCUGUCCCUUUCACUCUUCUUUUCUUCCCACUAAGGUAUUAACUUUUUGAGAAGCAAGCUUUCCCCCCCCCGCAGCCAAUGGGCUGGAUGUAACGUGCAAACGUGUCAGACUCCUCUCACAUGUGUGUAGCCACUGCGUCGCUUGGAUAUUAUCUCUGAACAUUUAUU